CAAGUAAAGAAUAACUUAGAACCGGGUCUGAUGUUUGUUGAUGACCCUUCUCUACAACACACCUUGAAACGGAGACGACUCGAGAUCAUCGAUUCCAUGGAAGCUUCUUCUUCAGCUCAGGCUAAACUUGCUGAUAUGCGAGAAAAAUUAGGGCGUGAGGUUCGUGUUUUCGAGACUUCGAGUAUCUCACAGAGGCCAACUCAAGCUUCUAGUGCUGAAGAUGAAUCUGAUGAUUUCUACGAGUUCACACCUGCGGAUUAUUACCGACUCUUGGCUACUAAGAAAGAAGAUAAAUCCUUGAAGACAAGAAAACUCAGGGAAGCAGAAGAAGCUGCUCGUCGAUCAAAGCUUACUAAGGCUGUAAUCCGGGUUCGUUUCCCUGAUAAUCACACAUUGGAGGCAAUAUUUCAUCCCUCAGAGAAGAUCCAGUGCUUGAUUGAUCUUGUCAGAAGAGUAGUUGCCCAACCAGAUACGCCUUUCUACUUGUACAAUACUCCUCCCAAGAAACAGAUAAAAGAUUUCUCACAAGACUUCUACUCUGCUGGGUUUGUUCCUGGAGCAAUUGUCUACUUUGCAAACGAUCAACCAAAAGAUGAUGGUGCUAGUUCAGCUCCUUAUCUUAAUGAAGAGAUCUUGUCACUGAAAGAUUUAGAGGUCAUGACCAAAGCAGAAGAACCGGGUGAGGCGUCGUCAGAGCCAGCCACAGUUGACUCUGGUCAUGUACCAGUUGAACAGGAGCCUAAACCCACAGAGAAGAAGAGUACAAAGCCAAAGUGGUUUAAAAUGUGAUCUCACUUGCGUUUACCCACAUAACAAGAAACUAGCAGCAUGUUGACUUUGAUAUGUGACGGUUCUGAGUAUGUCAGCAUUAUUGUGUCGGUAUGGCUCUUGGCUUCUUUUGGAUUUUGUGGGCGUAAAAGUUACUUCCAUUUAUAGCAUUUUAUUCUCCUCUGCUUCUUGCCAAAGUAGAAACGUAU
Capsella rubella is the source of this 977-nucleotide messenger RNA. RefSeq names its product plant UBX domain-containing protein 1. The transcript has 7 exons. Lineage: Eukaryota; Viridiplantae; Streptophyta; Magnoliopsida; Brassicales; Brassicaceae. Gene Ontology annotation, biological process: protein-containing complex disassembly. Gene Ontology annotation, molecular function: ATPase binding. The record is from RefSeq and is a predicted model, not a curated record. Bases 31 to 789 code for a protein of 252 amino acids.